AUGUUGCCUGACUUCGGUGCUUUCCUAGAAGAGAUCCAAGAACCAGAAUGUGGACAAACUUCCCCCCGGGCUCGUGUUGUGGGUGGCUCCCAUACCGUCCUGGGAGACUGGCCAUGGCAGAUCAGUCUCCGUUUAUUGGGGAACCACAUCUGCGGUGGCUCCCUUAUCUCUAAAUCCUGGGUCCUAACUGCUGCCCACUGUGUGAUACUUCCUAAUGUUACAACAUCGAUGUUUUCAGUGUUAGUUGGCUUGUCCACUCAGGAAAAUGUGGAAGAACAACUGAAGAGACACGCACAGUACAGUGCCGUAUCAGAAAUUAUAUUUCAUAGUAAUUACUCCGAUACAUCCGACGGGUUUGACAUUGCCCUGGUGCAUCUGUCUCAACCUGUCAACUACACAGACUUUGUGAAGCCCAUCUGCCUGCCCCGUGCCGAUCACCACUUCCCCAUUGGAUCCUCCUGCUGGUCCACAGGCUGGGGAAACUUACAGGAAGGGGUUUGGAUACCCGAUUCAUGGAAACUCCAGGAGGUGAAACUUAAUAUUAUUGGAAGAUCAUCCUGUCAGUGUCUCAUCAACUCUGGCCCCACUGCCCUAAGCCACAACUUCACUAUAACACCAUCAAUGAUAUGUGCUGGCUUCAAGGAAGGCAAAAAGGACACCUGCCAGGGGGACUCAGGGGGUCCACUGGUCUGUGAGGAACAAGGUCAAUGGUUCCUGGCUGGAAUCACCAGUUUUGGCAUCGGCUGUGCGAGGAGGAACCGGCCAGGAGUCUUCACAGCUGUCAAUGCUUAUGAAUCCUGGAUCCAGGAACGUGUGAAUGACACUUCCUUCCCAGAACAACCCAAGCCUAUCCCAGCAGAUAUUCCAGAUGAGCCUCUUAACAACUGUACCCUUGCCUUGCCAGAAUGUGGGCUUGCCACCCAACCUGGUGAGUGGGCCUGGAAGGCAAUGGUAGUCACGCCAAAAUCCAAGCCCUGCCACGGGAUGUUGGUAGCAGAUAACUGGGUCCUCGCACCAGCCAGCUGCUUCCAAGGCCUGGAGGAUGACACUAGUGACUGGAAAGUGGUCUUGCCCAAUACAGAAAGCAAACCUGUUCAACGAAUUGUGGUAAAUGACAACUUCACAAAGGAUUAUGGCUACGAUCUGGCCUUGUUGGAGCUGGAAACCCAGCUGAGGGAUCAUUCACCAUGCUCCCUGUUGGUCAGCCUCAGCACUUACUUACUCUGUCUUCCAGAGCCACUCCAGUUCUCCAGUUCCAUGAUGGAGGCCGAAAUGAUGCAUCCCUGGUGGUGUUAUUGCCUACAUGGCCAGCAGGGGGAGAAAGUGCCUCUUCCUGGGGUAAACCCAAGAAUCUUGUGUGCUGACUACCCGAGAGAGGAGGAGACAAACGCCUGUUGGAAUGUUAGCAGUUGGGCCCUCCUUUGCCAUGAAGCAGGGACCUGGCUUUUGGCAGGUAUUUCAAUGCCGGCAGAAGAGAACUGUCUUCAGCCUCGGGUCUUCAACCCAAUGCAACAUCAUGAUCUUUGGAUAAGGAGCGUUGCCCUUUCAGUCUUCCCGGAGGAACAACUGGUCUGGGACGACGAAGGUUUCAAAGAGCUGUAUUAUAGGGAAGAGCUAAUGACUUGUCCCCCAAGAACUUGCGGCCUUCGACCAAAUCUGAGAAAUAGUAAUCCGUGGCCCUGGGUAGCAGAGGUGUAUGGGGCAAGGGGUGAAGUUUGCAUGGGCAUUCUGGUGAGCCCUGGAUGGGUCCUAGUAGCCACUCACUGUCUGACUAGGGAGGCCUCCACAGCAGCUGGUCUUGAGGUUUUCCUGGGUGUAUCAGCAGCUAAUCCCAUUAUCCAGGGCUACCAGGUGUCACGGUCAGUCUCCAGCAUUCACUUGCCCCAAGGAAUGGGAUCCAGAGCAUCCCUAGCACUCUUGGAACUAGAGACUAGGGUGGAGCCCUCUCCCUCCAUCCUUCCUGUCUGCCUUCACUCUGGGCCUGUCCCAUCUCCUGAGGCAAGCUGCUGGGUGCUGGGCUGGAAAGACUCUGUCAACCACGUCCUCAUGGCUGUUCCAGUUACCAUCAUGACCCCCCAACAUUGCCACUGCCUCCACCGAGGCACACUACCCCCCGGAACCAUGUGUGUUCAGUAUUCCAGUGAACAGGAAGACAGAUGUGAGAUGAACUCUGGGUCAUCCCUCCUGUGCGAAGAAGAACAUGGCUCCUGGGUCCUCAUUGGCCAGUCCAUUAAGGGAAGCCAGGAGCUCUUUGCUCCAGUGUCCAGAGAAGCAUCCUGGUUCUCCCAGACUCUAGGGAAUAUAACCUUCUUUGCUCAGUCCGAGGAGACCGAUGCAGCUGCCCAGGAAACUAGUUACCUUUGCCCUCAAGAACUGAGUGGGACCCCAAGCGCAUUGAGCAGCGCCCCAACACUUCCAAGAGCUGCCCUUCUACUGAUGUUACCUCUGUUUCUCCUACUCCGACUCUGA
Molecule: messenger RNA, 2469 nt
Organism: Dromiciops gliroides (monito del monte)
Lineage: Eukaryota; Metazoa; Chordata; Mammalia; Microbiotheria; Microbiotheriidae
Gene: PRSS36
Product: serine protease 36
Exons: 14
Coding region: 1-2469 (822 amino acids)
Biological process (GO): proteolysis
Molecular function (GO): serine-type endopeptidase activity
Source: RefSeq, a predicted model, not a curated record